Molecule: messenger RNA, 3104 nt
Organism: Poecile atricapillus (Black-capped chickadee)
Lineage: Eukaryota; Metazoa; Chordata; Aves; Passeriformes; Paridae
Gene: DBF4B
Product: DBF4 zinc finger B
Exons: 11
Coding region: 313-2622 (769 amino acids)
Biological process (GO): positive regulation of nuclear cell cycle DNA replication; regulation of cell cycle phase transition
Cellular component (GO): Dbf4-dependent protein kinase complex; nucleus
Molecular function (GO): protein serine/threonine kinase activator activity; nucleic acid binding; zinc ion binding
Source: RefSeq, a predicted model, not a curated record
CCUUCAGAGGGGGGGGGACGGCGGCCGCGGCGGGACAAAGUUGUGGCGCCGGCGGGAGCGGGGUCGGGGUCGGUGUGGCCGUGCCCGGACCGGAGCGGCGGGACCGGGCGGCUCGCCCGGGGUGCUCGGUGUGCCCCGUGUGUCCCCUGCGCCACCUGCGCCCUUGGCACAGCUUCUCCUUUCCCCGCAGAGCGGUUUGGCGGGGAGCGGCGCGUCCCUGCUCGGCCGCCGUGCGGGGAGGGGCGGGCGGCGGAAUUUAAACACGGCCAAGCGGCGGCGGGCUCCCGGCGGCUCCGAGCUCCGGGCAGGACCAUGGCGGGCACGGCCUCCCCUCGGCCCCUCCGCGGACAGUCCUUCUACCUGGACCUGCCGAGCGGCCGCAGCGCCCGGGACCUGGCGGAGGCCAUCGGGCGGCUCGGUGGGGUGACCGAAAGCUUCCUCAGCAAAGAAGUCACCUGCGUGGUGUCCAGCAACAGAGAGGCCAAGCGGGGCCAGGCCAGGGCUCGGGAGGAGAAGCUGAGCAGCCCAACUGCAGAAGGCACAAAAUGCAGCAGCUCAGUGCCUGCUGCCCCCAAAGGGAACCCAGCCAGACCUCGCCAGAAGCCGCCCUACACUGCGCUGCUGAGCCGGGGGAAGGAGCUGCUGCACAAGGCCAUGAAGAACCAGGACACCUGCAGUGGCAGCAGCAUCCUCGCCAACGCUCGCCUGUGGGGAGUCCAGAUCCUGCAUGUGGAUGAAAUGUUGUCCUAUGCCCAGCAGCUGCUGCGAGCCAUCUCGGGAGCAAGGAAGCAGUGCCAGAAGAUAGAGAUGAAGUGCCCUGCCUCCAGAUCCAAAAUUCACAAAGGAAAAUUGAAGCCCCCUUUUCUGAAAGUUGAAGACCAGAGCAGGCAAUUCCAGCCCUUCCAUCACCAGUUCCAAAGCUUUCCUGACCUCAACUUCCUGGCACCCAAAAGCUCCAGCCCAUUUGAGCCUCUGAAAAGCCUCUCCAAUUCCUGCCAAGCCAGGGGUGCUGAAGGCUGUGCCCUGCACAGCGCUGGGGGGAAGAGCCCCCGCUCCACACACGUCACCGUGCCCAGGAAAAGGAGGGGAUUUUGUGAGUGCUGCCAAGAGACCUUUGAAGAGCUGCAGAAGCAUCUCCAGAGCCCCCAGCACCAGCGGUUUGCCCAGGACAACUCCCGGUACAUCCCCGUGGAUCGUGUCAUCUCCCAGCUCACCAACAGCUUUGUGGAGAGGUCAGCCAAGGUGCCCUGGGCCUGCCUGGCUGAUGAACGUGUAGUGCCUCAAGCACACAGCACUGGAGGAAUCAAGCUGCUGCCAGCAGAGCUGGGAAAGGAAGGGGAGCAGCCUGAGCAGGGUGCUGUGGAACUGGUAAUGGAUACAGAGCUGGAUCAUGGCCUGAAGACCAAGGGAUGUUCCCCCUGCCUGCCCAGGGACAGGGUCAGAGAUCCCAGAGGAGGAGGGGGCUUGUCAAAGCACAGCUCCCUGCAGCUGCCCAGGGGAGCAGGGCCCAGCAGAGGGGUCUGUGCUGCCCAUGGCGCCGUGGGGGAGGCUGGGCUGGGGGCUUCAGGUUUAGGUUUGGCUCCUGAGCUGGGCUGGGGGCCUCGUGCAGUACCUGCUCCUGUCAGAGAGGCAAUGGCUUCAUCCUUUGAACCUCAUGCACUGCCUGGGUCUGUCAGCCCCCCUCCCCAAGCACAGCCUGCCUCCAGGAAGCGCCAGCUGUGCUCCAGACAGAGCUCCCAGGUGCAAAAGAGGCCCAGGCUGGAGCUGGGUUUUGGCCUCUCCCCUCUGGGUGAGCAGAUGGAGCUGGUGGGAGGUGGGAUGGGGACACAGGGUGCAGGGCAGGUGUCUGAGCCAGGCCUGCCCAGUGUGGUGGGGGCUGGCAGCCUGCCCCUGGGCACAGAGCUCUCCAACAGACCUCACAGCUCCCUUGCUUUGGAUCUGUGCCUGUGUGACAGCCCUGGGGACCCUGUAUCCCAGCCAGGAUCCCCAGGAGCUGUGGCUGCAGGUUGUGAUCCUGGGGAGGCAGCAGCAGCCAGCACUGUCAGCAAGCAUGGCUGGAGCAGGGAGAGAUCCCAAGGGAAGCAGCGUGGAGGGGACAGUGACAACACACCCAGGAAUGGGAACAGGCCUGGUCUGGAGAGCACAGCGAGCAGGACCAGCUGCCCUGCUGGCUGCCUGCCGUCUCCCACACUGCCUGUGGCUGAAGCCAGAUGUUGCUGCUCACUCCAUGUCAGGGCAGCAGAAGAAGCAGCCCCUGGAGCUCCCGACGUCCCCAGGCAGGGCACAGAGCGGGCGCGGAGCCCCGGCCUCCUCCCGCCUGCUCCCCAGAGCCCAGGGGCUGCUCACAGCUUCAGCAGGAGCUCCUUGGAGUCACACUGGGAUGUGCAGCUGCUCCCCAGCCUCAGGGGUGCCAGGGGCCACAGGAUUCCGGCUGGGGACGGGGCCUUGCUCCAGCAGACACACGGCAGUGUGAGGGACAGCAGCUACACAGCUCCGCUCUGCUCCGUGCUGAAGGAGUCAGAUCUGGCCUGGGCGGGCCGAGAGGACAAGAACUGCAGGAACUGCUGCACAGGGACCAGAGGAGCCUCUUUCCCCAUAGUUGGGACAUUGUUUGGCAGCUAAAACCACCUGCAGGCUGCUCUCUGGACCCUCAGUGGGAGCUGAGUAGGGGCUGGGAAGGGAUUUACCAAGGCACCCUCUGUGUCAGGAUCCAAGAGUGAGGACAGCACCAGCAGCCUGGGCAGCUCCUGUUGGGAAUUGAUGGUGAUGCAGUGGCUGUGCUGUCCUUGGCUGUGAUCUUCUCUCCUCUCUGCUGGCCACGUUUAGAGCCAGCAUAUUCCUCUAAGAAGUCCUCACAGGCUGCUUCCAAGUGCCUCUGGAAGUCUCCCUCCAACAGCAGUGUGCUCUUCAGCCUUCCAGAGGGAGAGCAGAGCCUGUUCCUCCUCACAUAGUCCCCAGAGCUGCAAAGACUUGGGAAAGGAGGGUCAUGGGGAUGAGAUUUGUACUCCUCAUGUGGUCUGGGGGUUGUCUUUGACUAUUUUCAAGUGGUUUUAACUUGUUUGGGGUUUUUUUUACAAACUUAAACUUUGAAAUAAAAUGGAAGG